CAUCUGCAAGCUGCAGCAGGAGGGACUCGUGCAAAAUUCCUCACAUUGACGACCAAUUUGUUCUUCACCCCCGAGUAUACCGAAUAAACACAGAUUUCAACAUGCCUCCUAAGACAGGGCGCGGUCGCAAGUCAAAUGCUGGGCCACGGAAAUCAACGGCUGCCCCCGCUGGUGCUGCUACUGCUGCUGCUGCUGCUGAUGAUGGUGCCGCCGCCGCUGCUGCUGGCCCAUCGACUGCCCCAGCUGCGACUAAAUCCCCCGCCGCUCGCGGGCGCAAACCCGCGGGUGUCACCAAAGGCAAGCGGCCGGCUAAAGCGCCCAGGACAUCUAAUGUUGAACCGGGCGAUCCCACCCCCACAGGUCGUCGUCGCCGGUACAAACCUGGAACGGUUGCCCUGAAGGAAAUCCGCCAUUACCAACGCUCAUUCGACCUGCUCAUCAGAAAGCUGCCAUUCGCGCGACUGGUCCGCGAGGUCGCCCUGGACCUUCUCCCCGCCGAAGUCGGCUCCGAGCUGCGCUGGCAAUCGCAUGCGAUCUUGGCCCUCCAGGAAGCCGCCGAGGCGUUCCUGGUCCAUCUUUUCGAGGACACCAAUCUCUGCGCCAUCCACGCCAAGCGCGUGACCAUCAUGCAGAAGGAUAUCCAGCUUGCGCGACGCAUCCGGGGUGUCUGGGGUGGUCUGGGUUAGACGGGGAUCUCUUUUCAACAUGCUUGAAAUAAUAGGAAAAAAAACAACAUCCGAUCUCAUUUCCUUGAUGUUGUCUCUUGCUAUUCCAUCUUCUAGCCGAACAAGGGUUGGUUAGAGCUUAUAACCCGUUUUCAGGACCACCUGAGAGCAUCAGAACAGAAUGCAGCAGCAGUCGAGCCAAAGUUAGCGGGCUUUCGUGGAAC
Aspergillus japonicus CBS 114.51 is the source of this 889-nucleotide messenger RNA. RefSeq names its product histone H3 family protein. Gene Ontology annotation, cellular component: nucleosome. The record is from RefSeq and is a predicted model, not a curated record. Lineage: Eukaryota; Fungi; Ascomycota; Eurotiomycetes; Eurotiales; Aspergillaceae. The transcript has 2 exons. Gene Ontology annotation, molecular function: structural constituent of chromatin; protein heterodimerization activity; DNA binding. The coding region runs from base 102 to 686 and encodes 194 amino acids.